UUCUUUAAUAAAAAACCUUUAUCAUCCCAUACUGCAAGCACUCAGAGUCCUCUGUCUUUGGAAAUGGCUUCCCCGCCUUCCCCCGCUUCCUCUUCGCCGGAAAACCUGAUUCUCGUCGAUUACCAACCCUCUGGCGUCGCCGUGGUCACCAUCAACCGGCCGGGGUCUCUAAACUCGUUAACGCGACCGAUGCUGGUUGAUCUAGCGAGGAUCUUCAAAAGCCUCGAUGGCGAUCCAGCGGUGGGUGCAGUGGUGAUUUUCGGAAGGGGACGGGCGUUCUGUUCCGGGAUCGAUCUGACUGCGGCGGAGGAUGUUUUCAAGGGGGAUGUCAAUGAUCAGGAGACGGAUCUUGUCAUUCAAAUGGAGCGUUGUCGCAAGCCGAUUAUAGGUGCCGUGGCUGGGUUUGCUGUGACGGCGGGAUUUGAGAUUGCGCUUGCAUGCGACAUCAUCGUUGCUGGAAGGGACACUAAAUUCAUUGAUACUCACUCCAAGUUUGGGAUAUUUCCUUCAUGGGGUCUUUCACAAAAGCUGGGUCGUGUAAUAGGACCAAACCGAGCAAGACAAGCCUCCUUGAGCUGCAUGCCUAUAACUGCAGAAAUGGCAGAGAGGUGGGGCCUUGUUAACCAGGUUGUUGACAACCCUCAUGUGUUGAAUACAGCCAUAGAGGUUGCAGAAAGCAUUUUAAGGAACAACAGAGAUAUGGUGUUGAGGUACAAAUCUGUCAUAAAUGAUGGCCUCAAGUUGGAUCUCAACAAUGCCCUUAUACUUGAAAAGGAGAGAGCAUAUAAGUACUACGAGGGCAUGACCAAGGAGCAAUUUGCACAAAUGCAGAAAUUUAUUAUUUCUGGUCGAGGUGCCAAGUCUGCUUCCAAGCUGUAGAAGCUUUCUUUUUCAUUAAAGCUUGUAUUGUUCUUAUAAUUCAGUCUAAUAAAUUUGUUGCUGCUUGCAAUAACGCACUGUGGCAGUUCAUGUAUGUACGGUGCUGCUACCUGUUAUAAAGUUUUAACUUGUUUAAUGUUCCAUAUCAUCA
Dendrobium catenatum is the source of this 1030-nucleotide messenger RNA. RefSeq names its product probable enoyl-CoA hydratase 1, peroxisomal. Lineage: Eukaryota; Viridiplantae; Streptophyta; Magnoliopsida; Asparagales; Orchidaceae. The record is from RefSeq and is a predicted model, not a curated record. Gene Ontology annotation, cellular component: peroxisome. The coding region runs from base 64 to 879 and encodes 271 amino acids. The transcript is spliced from 3 exons.